Molecule: messenger RNA, 3636 nt
Organism: Labeo rohita (rohu)
Lineage: Eukaryota; Metazoa; Chordata; Actinopteri; Cypriniformes; Cyprinidae
Product: fibulin-7
Exons: 8
Coding region: 430-1758 (442 amino acids)
Molecular function (GO): calcium ion binding
Source: RefSeq, a predicted model, not a curated record
AAUAACUUUUAAAACACUUCUUUAGAGGAUUUAGAAGACAAAUGUCUUAAAUUGUAAGCCAUAUGUUUUAUGUCUCAUACUUGUACGUAUGUAGAUCUACACAGUAUUACAGAGUGAUGGAGUAACUAAUGCUGCGCUCACAGAAGAAUCUACGCUUAGCGAAUCGGUUCGAUCGAAUCAUUUAAAAGAAUCAUUCCAAAAGAAUCGCGCAUCGGACAUCACAACUCCACAGGCGCUCAGCGGCGUCUUGCGGAGGAGAACAGGAGCAUCUUUACUAACUUCUGCAACAGUUUAUCAAACAUUUCCUCUCGGGCUUGUUUCAACGACCAUUAGACUGCACAGCUUGGAACCGUAAACACACUUGAGGAUUAAAACCAACCGGCACAAGACGAAAAUUCAGCGCUUUUACAGAGACUCUGAAACAGAAGGAUGAAGUUAUCAUACACAGUUUUUCUCCUGCUGAAUGUCUUAUCAUUGUACGACUGUAAUGAUGCAGCGCAGGGUUGUAUGGAUAAGCACAGAGUGAUGGGGAUACUGCGUCAAAUGGACAAGUUUCUAAAAGGACAGGAGAUCCGAUUCACAGAAGGGCUUCGGAUUAUGAAGUCCAAGCUCACCAACCUUCAAAACUCACUGUCCAAGCUCCCACAAGCAGACCAGUCCUCAUCCCAAUCCUCAUGUCCACCUCUGGUGGCUCCAGCCCACGGGAGGAAGUUUGGCUCAAAGUACCUGGUGGGUCAUGAGGUUCAUUUCACAUGUUCUCAGGGUUAUCGCAUGAUAGGACAAGGAACACGCGUUUGCCAGGAGAACAGUACCUGGAGCGGAGUCAAUGUCGUCUGUAAAGAUGUGAGCGUGUGCGCCAGUAACCCGUGUCAGAACGGCGGCACCUGUGUAGAGGCUCUGAACCAGUACAAGUGCACCUGUCCACACAACUGGAGCGGGAGUCAAUGUCAAUACCAGACGCAGACAGCCCCUCCGGAGUGGAGCGUCAUGAAUGACCCGGCCUUCAGCCGUAAGCCCCGCUGCGCCAAAGUGGACCGAGCUCAGCACUGCAGCUGCGACGCCGGCUUCCACAUGAGCGGCACAUCAGACAACAGCAUCUGUCAGGAUGUGAAUGAAUGUGAGGUGUAUAAGGCUGACCGUGGAGGGCCUCUGUGUGGCCACGCCUGUGUAAACGUCCCAGGAUCGUACCACUGUUCCUGUCCCACUGGAUACAAGCUGCUCGCUGAUGGAAGAAGCUGUGAGGAUGUGGAUGAAUGUCUUACACAACAGCACAACUGCAGCCGUGGCACCACCUGUAUCAACACCGGAGGAGGUUUCCAGUGUGUUAACCCAGAGUGUCCGCGCUCGCACGGCAACGUCAGCUACGUGAAGACAUCACCUUUCCAGUGUGAAAGGAAUCCCUGUCCCAUGGAGAGCCGCUCCUGUCCGUUUGCUGCAAAGACCAUUUCUUACCACUACCUGUCUCUGCCGUCCAACCUGCGCACCCCGGCCACCCUGUUCCGCAUGGCCACCGCAACUGCUCCGGGCCGUCCGGGUCCGGACAGCCUUCGCUUUGGCAUCGCAGGCGGAGGUGACGCCCGCAGCAUGUUCGUGAUGCAGCGCUCUGACCGUCAGACCGGAGAGUUGAUCCUGGUCCAGCCGCUGCGAGGCCCACAAGAGCUCAGCGUGGAGGUGGAGAUGUCCGAAUACGCAGACCGUACCUUCCAAGCCAAACAUCUGGCGCGGGUCCACCUUCUGAUUUCACCCUACGAGUUCUGAAGAGGCUGGUCGGUGUCUAAAUUGAGUGUUGCUGUUUAGACUUGAAGAGGAAAGAAUGUUUUCCUUAUUGCUGAAGAUGAAUGAUAGAGUUGUUCUCAGAUGCGGCUCAAGCUCAGAACUGUAAGAUAUGGAAAGUACAGUGGAAAGUCAAGCUUAUAUGGAAGUGAAGUUAUGAUUUUUAAAAAUCAAAUAAAAUGCUUUUGCUUACCUGUUGAUACAUUUGUGGUUAAGGGUGAAGUGUGUCAUUUUUUUCUCUGUUAAAAAACUUCCUCCUCUUACAGUUUAAUAUACUUCUGUGCCAUCUGUUUUUAAAAUCAAAUUUAAGACUUUUAAAGACAUUUUUAAGACUGCUCAAAUAAAAUGAGUACUUUGCAUUCUUUUUUUAAUUUAAGCACUUACAUAUCAAAUUAAAUCAUAUACAUUUAAAGUUUAAUAAUCACAUUUGGCCAUUUUUUGAGUAAUCUUUUUUUUUUUCAUCCCCAAAUUAAAGAUUUUAAAAACUGUAUUUAAGACGUUUGUUAUGCCAUUUAAGAUAUUUAAGUAUUUUUUACCUUUAAUUUAAGAUUCAUAGAAGCCUUGACACUUUUUGCUCUGUUCGUCUGUCUGUCAACAUCUGGCUCAACCAAUGGUGUGAGUUUGGGGGUGGGACUAUCAUUUUUAUUUUAUUUUUUUAUUACCUGUUAAAAGAGAAGUCCACUUCCAAAACAAAGAUUCACAUAUAAUGUAUUCACCCCCCCUUGUCAUCCAACAUGUUCAUGUCUUUCUUUCUUCAGUCGUAAAGAAAUUAUGUUUUUGUGUUAAACAUUUCAGCAUUUUUCUCCAUACAAUGGACUGAUAUGGUGCCCCGAUUUUGAUCUUCCAAAAUGCAGUUUAAAUGCGGUUGUAAACGAUCCUAGUUGAGGAAGAAGGGUCUUAUCUUGCGAAACGAUUGGUUAUACAAUUUAUAUACUUUUUAAUGUCAAACGCAUUUUAAACUGCAAUUUGGAAGUUCAAAAUCGGGGCACCAUAAUAGUCCAUUAUAUGAAGAAAAAUCCUGAAAUGUUUUCCUCAAAAAAUGUCAUUUCUUUACGACUGAAGAAAGAAAGACAUACACAUGAGUACAUUACAUGUGAAUCUUUGUUUUGGAAGUGGACUUCUCCUUUAAGCCAAAAAUGACACACUUCACCUUCGACAAUCCAUUUCACAAAUCUCCUACAAAAAUGACAGUAAUAGACAAAUGUGAAGCAUAGAGAGUUGUUUCUUUUAAAUUACCUUUUUGCUUUGCAAUACAGGUUGAUGCAAGUGUGAAAUAGUACAGUAAAGUGUAUAAUGAAAAAAACAAGUGGUAAAAUGGUGCGAAUGCUGGGAAUUAACUACAACGAUAGCUUAAUUGAAAGUCUAAGGACAAACAUCAGCUAAACUGGAUGAACAGAGCAACAAGUCAUUCCUUGUUUUUAUUUCUUUCUUUUGCUUCAGUACAUGGUUGACUUCAGCUUGUAAAUAUGCACUGCUGUCAGGUUUAAACAGACUGAAAUGAACAACGGCACUUCUUAGCAUCUACCUACAUGAGAAAAGUGCCUAUUUUUAAUUAUUGUUGGAUGUUUUAUAAGAACAACGAAGUCUGAACAUUGCUUUUUUUUGUAAUUAUGCAUUUGAAUAUGAUGUAUUGCUCUUUGCAUCUGUCGCUCAUGUUAUAUCAGGUUUGGUAUCUGAUACUGAAAUCAAUUGCUGUUUCACACAUUAUUGCAUUUCAUUUCUGUCUUGCACACACAUGUUGAAUGUUUCUUAAUUAAAGUCAGAAAUUCAGUUUUCUGUGUGUUUUGAAGUCUUUUGGUUUCUUUGAUCUUACACAGAAUAAUCCUGCAAAUUAUCAAUCAAAAUAAAAACCAAGUGACCCAA